AUGAAGGAAAUGCUUCUGGCCGCGCUGCUCCUCGCGGUGCCAGCCAGCUGGGCGGCCCCAAAAGAUGGCACUAACAGGUACCAGGUGGGAACCUGGGGGUGGGGAAGGAGGCACGGUGGGGUUUGAAGCUGGGUGGGGGGCUGGGGAGGGGGUCCUUGGUGCCCCCUCCAACAACACCUUCUCUUUGUGCCCUUUAGGUCGGAGCCCCUCCCCAGUGCCAGGGAGCCCCCCAUCCCGAACCCCCUCGACCCAGGGCAGGAGUCCGCCAGGUGAGUUCCUUGCCCAUCACACCCCUUUGCCCCUGGGGAGGACGCUUUGGGGGGGGGAGACUGGCAGAGAGGGAGGCAAGGUCUCUCUGCCUCUGACCCCGUCAAAUUCCCACUCCAUUGUCACCCUCAAAGGGCCCCCCAGGCUUGAAGUCGAGGAACACCCCCCAUAGAACCAUAGAAAUAUUGAAUUGUAGAAUUGGAAGGGACCCCAAAGGUCUUCUAGUCCACCCCUCACAAUACAAGUGGGCAGCUCAGUCCUUGUCCCUCGCCAGGCAGAGAAUGGGCCCCCUCCCCUCUACUUCUGCCUCCCCCCCAGCAGUCAAUUUUCUUUUUUUAAAAAACAUGAUUUUUAUUGAGUUUUCCAUAUUUCAUUUCAUUUCAUUACACAUAUCACAGCUUCUAUUAUUUGCUCAGACAGAGCAUUGACCUCCUUCCCUCCCUCUUUUCUGGCUUCCCUAUAACUUUAACAUAUCUAUCGCAUUUCCAUAAUCACUUCUUUAUCUUAUAUCAACAUUUAAGAAUCACUCUCUCAUUUGUAAAUUGGCAUCUUAAUUUCACAUUACCAAACAUUUCGUGUUAAAGCUACAAAUGUUUUCAAAUAUUUACAAUUUUAUUUCAAAUAAUAUAUAAGUCCUUUUGAAACCUUUCAUCGGGUCGAUUCCUGAUUUUCCCCGUCAACUUUGCCAACUCCACAAAUCCUGCCAUCUUUAUCUGCCAGUCCUCCAGCCUGGGGAGUUCUUGCUGUUUCCAUCUUUGCGCCAGGAGGAUUCUUGCUGCUGUUGUGGCGUACAUGAACAAAUUUACAUCUUUUUUAUGAAUUUCUUUGCUAAUUAACCCCAAUAAGAAUGCCUCUGUUUUUUUGCUGAAAUUAUAUUUUAAUAUCUUUUUUAGUUCAUUUAGCAGUCAGUUUUCAGUUAGGCCUGGUGCUCACACAAGCCCCCAAACCAGGCAUCUAGUAAGGCAGCUUCUGAACAUAUACAGGUAGUUCAUCCCUGGCAUAUAGUAAGAGGGCCUCUGAGCAUGUGCAGAAUACGCACCCUCCCCAAUGAGGAACUGCAAGUGUCCCUCCCCACCCCUUCAAGGCGCAGUUUCCCCAUCAGGCAUUUUGAUCCUGAGCAAACAGGAGCGGCCCAAAAUUCUUUGUCUGCAGAUGCCUCAGUCUGCCGGUCCCUGGAAUGGGCAGACCUUGGCUCCUUCCUGACCGUUGCGCCCGCUGCCCAGGCCCAGAGGCUCCCUGCUGCCCCCUGCCCUUGCCAAGCCCCACAACCCUCCGCUGCCCCCUGGUUUGCUGACCUGUGGCUUGGCCUGGUGUAGGUUGAUACAGGAGUACCUGAAGAACGUCGGGCAAGAGGAUGGCAAGGCCAGCGCCAUGAGCAGGAAGCAGGGUAAGUUGCAAUGGGGUCCCAGGGCCAGGAUGGCGUAAGAUGGCACCUCGGGGCCUGAGUGCCAGGGCCUGGCAGGGCGGGGAGCGUGAGCUGGGGGCGAGGGUAGAAGGCUGGCCCUGAGCACCCGGGGGGGGGGGCUUUUUUUCCAAGAGGGGCCUCAGGGAAUCCCCUGGGGCAGGUGACACUCUCCUGCUCACUUUAUUUGGGUUGGGAACAAGUGUUUUGGGGAAGAAAUGGGUAAAAAUGAACAAAUUCUGCUGGGGGAGCUGAGCAAACCUCAGAACACGCACAGGUGUGUGUAGCAAAAAGUGUAGCAAAACAGCUGGAGCAGCAGCUGAUUUUGGCAAGAGGAAAAAAGAAGAAGAAUAGAACUGUAGAGUUGGAAGGGAACCGCAGGGGUCAUCUAGUCCACCCCUGCAAUUGAGGAGUCACAACUCAUUACACACACACACACACACACACACACACACACACACACACACCUGACAGAUUACAAUCCAAACUCUGCUUGAAAACUUCUGACCCAGGAGUGUCUCCACCCUCUUCCACCCUCAAAGAGCCCUUGCAGCCAGAAAGUCCUUGCUAAGGUUUAGUCGGAAUCUCCUGCCCUGUAAUUCGAAUUCGGGUGCCGCCCUCCAGAGCAGGAUGUAAACAGAGCGAGGGGAGGGGAAGCGGGGAGCCUGUCUGUGUAUGGCAGGAGAGGGGAAGUCAAACAGGGAAACUAAUGGGAAAUAGGUGCUUUGGGUCUUGAAGAGAGAAGAGGGGGGCCCUGAUCAGUUUGCUGGGGGGGGGGAGCCUCUCUCUGAGCAAAACCAGCAACCUCCACACCCCUUUUGAAGUUGUUAAUGGAGAAAUCUGAGGGCUCCCUUGGACAAAAAACAAGGACACCAGAGCAAAACAGCAGCCAGGAAGCUUGGUCUUGAUUGAAGACUGUGGCGACAGGACUCCCACCUGCCACCAGGUGGAACAAGAUGGAAGCCCCAAACAAAAGAGAACCCAAACUUUUAUUAGCUGCUAAUCUCCAUGUUACACCCCCCCAAACUACAUCACUCAUACAUCAUGAAAGGGGAGGUCUGGUGGCAGGAAUCUGAGCAUCCUGGACCCUGCCCCAUGGUUCCCCUUGCCCUCCACCAAACACCCAUCAAGUGGAACAAAAGAGAUAUUUCCCUGUUUCCCAGCCAAGUUCAUCACACCCUUAUUCCUGGAAUGGCUACCUGUCUGGCACUCAGGUGUCAGGAUGCCAGGAAUAUCACUCAGGCAGAGGGGCUGCUGAGCAGCUGAGCUCACAGGUCUAUAGGAAUUUCUGAAGUUUUCCCAGUGAGCCAGUACAUAGAUGCAUUUAUCAGUGAAUUCUUACAUUUGGUAUCAUGCAGCAAAGGCCCUUUGAAUAGAUAGGAAGAAACUGUGAUGAAGUGUUUUGUGGGGACAAAUCACAAAAGUCACAAACGUGAUUGCGCUGGUUUUGGUAGUGGGCUGCAUGUGCAUGAUAUCUGCUGGAGGGGCAACCCCCCCCCCAACCUGUACCUAAAUUCCUGCAACAAAGUUAAACCACUCAAUAAACAGAAAAAGACCUUCAGGUAACAAGGUGUCACUAUUAAAAGCACCCUUUUUUAAGGCAUAGCAAAGGAUGCUGGGAAAGGGGCCUCCUUGCUCCAGAGUCGUGGCCCCCGCAGAUGGCCAGCAUCUUCCCACUGAAGCACAACCUGUGAUUAUGCAGAGCCUAAAAUAAGUCCCUGGCUGCCCACACAGCCCAGCCGGCUUUGCUCUCCUUUCCCCAAGGGAGCGGAAGGAAGGGAGAAUUUCGAUUCGGACACCCAGAGGAGGCAGCCAAGAUGGUCAAGGGCCUGGAAACCCAGCUGGAUGAGGAAUGGUUGAGACAGGUGGGGUGUUUGGCCUGGGAAAGAGGAGUCUCAGGGGAGACAGGAGAGCCAUCUUCAAAGAUCUCAAGGGCUGAACCAUGGAAGAUGGAGCAAGCUUGGGUUUUUUGCUGCUCCAGAGGUGAGAACCCAAAAUAAUAGAUUGAAAUGCUAGAAUAACGGCAGAUCAAGUUGAUGGAUUAUGCUGAAAUGGCUAAAAUGCCGGAAGAAUCAGAAAUCAGGAAAAUCAAAAUUUUAAUAAGGAAUAGGGGAAAUUUAUAGCUUAUCUUAAAGACCAUUGUAAACAGUUAGUUAGUUAGUUAGUUAGUUAGUUAGUUAGUUAGUUAGUAGGAUUGGAAUAUCACUUGUAGCUUAAUGGUGAAUUUUGGAUACAGCGGAGAGGUAAAAUAUGUGGACUAUCAUAAAAGAUGCAGGAGGAAAUGAUUAACAAUCAGACCCACAAAGGGGAGGAUGGAAGUCCAGGAGAUUCCUUGGAAUCUUGUUUUUAUGUUGCAUGUUGAAUAUGUGACUGUGAAAUUUUAAUCUGAAAAACCAAAUAAAUUUUUUAAAAAGAAAUGCAAGAAAGGAGCUUCCCAGUGAAGCAGCUGCAACAUCUGCCCAGCAACUCUGGUCUGAGUGCUGGGGACAUCCUGGAAAAUAGGGGUCGUGUUGUGGUGAGGAAGGCUCUGUGGGUCAGGAAGGAGAGGUGAGAGGGUGGUGGGAGUCCCAGGCCGCAGGAAGACCUCAGCCCCACCGCUGGAGUCACCCCACUGGCUCUUGCUCUGGGCAGGAUUUGGGCUCCUGUGCCCUCUGGCUCAGCCCCCCAAUAUCUCACCCCUCUGGUGUUUACAGCUCUGUUGCUCCUCUUCGCCCUCCACGACUACGACAAGAGUGGACGGCUGGACGGGCUGGAGUUCAUGAGGCUGCUGAGCGAGAUGCCCUCCCAGAGAGACAGUUCUGUGCCAGACUCGGUAGGUGCCACUUUCACUCCUUGGCCUUUGGUAUACCAGGCAGAGGGGGCAUCUCUGCCCAGGCUGCAGGGGCUGUGAAUCUGAGUGCCUUCCCUGCUAUGGCUGCCUCUGCCUGCCUGCGAUUUCAAAGCUCAUCCGCUUUGUUGUUGUUGAGUCAUUUAGUUGUGUCCGCCUCUUUGUGACCCCCUGGACCAGAGCACGCCAGGCACUCCUGUCUUCCACUGCCUCCCGCAGUUGGGUCAAACUCAUGUUCGUACCUUCGAGAACACUGUCCCACCAUCUCCUCCUCUGUCGCCCCCUUCUCCUUGUGCCCUCCAUCUUUCCCAACCUCAGGGUCUUUUCCAGGGAGUCUUCUCUUCUCAUGAGGUGGCCAAAGUCUUGGAGCCUCAGCUUCAGGAUCUGUCCAUGGAGUUUUCUUGGCAGGGAUAUUGGAGUGGCUUGCCGGUUCCUGCUCCAGGUGGAUCACGUUUGGUCAAAACUCUCCACUAUGACCUGUCCAUCUUGGGUGGCCCUGCACAGCAUGGCUCAUAGCUUCUCCGAGUUAUUCAAGCCCCUUCGCCACAGCAAGGCAGUGAUCCAUGAAGGGGCUCAUCCGCUUAGACAUAGGCAAACCUGGCCCUCCAGAUGUUUUGGGACUACAACUCCCAUCAUCCCUAGCUAACAGGACCAGUGGUCAGGGAUGGUGGGAAUUGUAGUCUCUAAACAUCUGGAGGGCCGAGUUUGCCUGUGCCUGGCUUAGAAUCAUAGAAUUGUAGAGUUGGAAGGGGACCCCUAGAGUCAUCUAGUCCAGCCCCCGCCAGUGCAGGAACCUCAGUCAAAGCAUCCGGGGCAGAGGGCCAUCCAACCUCUGCUUUGACACCUCCAAGGAAGGGGGCUCUCCAGCCCUCCAUUUCUGCGUACACUGGACAAGCAGAAAAGUGUCUGGAGUCCACAGUCAGAGGCAGCUGGGCUUCCAAAGGACCGUUGCUGGAGACCGCAGAGGGGAAGAGUUCCUCUUGCGCUCAAAUCUUGCUUGCUGGUUUCCCCUUGGGGGAUCUGGUCGGCCAUGGGGAGGGCACGAUGCUAGACUAGAUGGGCCAUUGGCCUGAUCCAGAGGCCCUCUCCUCCUAGCCCCCUCCAUGAAUUUGUCUAACUCUCUUCUAAAGCUAUCACUGCUUCUUGUGGCAGUGAGUUCCAAAGUUUAAUUAUACGCUGCAUGAAAAAGUUCCUUUUUAAAUCUGUCCUGACUCUUCCAACAUUUAGCUUCAAUGGACAUUCAUGAGCUCCAGUGUGAUGAGAGAGGGAGGAAAACUUUUCUCCAGGCAUAAUUUUAUAAACUUCUGUCCUGUCGCCUCUUCCUUGCCUUCUCUCUAAAUUACAGAGUCCCAAAUGCUGUAUCCUUUCCUCACAAGGCAGUGGUUGCAUUGCCUCAAUCCAUUGGUCCUUUCCUGAAACUUCUUCAACUCUUUAAGAGAGAAGUGCAAAUUCCAGGUGGCUCAUCACUGCAUGCCAACCAUGAUGGGCACCUGCCACCUGCAGAACCAGAGGCGCCUUUCCUGUGCAAGACCUUUUCCUGGGGGUGGGGGGCAGUAGGGCAGAGGCCUUGCAGAGACCCUCAUGUCCUCUUAGUGGGCUUCUGUUCUUACUCAUAAUUUUCUGGUUUUAUUCUCCUUGAGGUGGGGUUUUAUUUUUCCAGUCAAGGGGUGUAUAAAAGUUAUGAAAUAAAUGGAAAUGCCCCCCUUGACCCCUGCAGGUAGUCCUGAUGGUGGACAACAUCCUGGCGACUCAGGACCUGAACCACGAUGGGCUGCUGGAGCCGUCAGAGCUGCUCCAGGGGCCCUGGCACAGCCAGACCCCCACCCUCCUCGCUGCCCCCGAUGGAGAAGAGGGCAGCGUCCUGCGGGCACCCCCUGCACCUGAUGGACAAGGCGUCGGCCACCCGGAUCCUCUUGGCCAGCAAGGCACUGCUGAGUCCCCGGCUGCGUCAGAGGCGGCUCAGGACCAGGGCGUGGUGGAGGCCCCUUCGCUGAGCCCCCCGGCACAGAAUCAGGAGGGGGCACCGGGGCAAGGAGAAGCAGCUGAGGCACCUCAGCCACAGGAGACUGGGGAGCCUCUCAUGCCAGGAGACUGA
Molecule: messenger RNA, 6591 nt
Organism: Podarcis lilfordi (Lilford's wall lizard)
Lineage: Eukaryota; Metazoa; Chordata; Lepidosauria; Squamata; Lacertidae
Source: the annotation of a GenBank genome assembly